Molecule: messenger RNA, 739 nt
Organism: Fundulus heteroclitus (mummichog)
Lineage: Eukaryota; Metazoa; Chordata; Actinopteri; Cyprinodontiformes; Fundulidae
Product: protein phosphatase 1 regulatory subunit 12A
Exons: 4
Coding region: 136-705 (189 amino acids)
Source: RefSeq, a predicted model, not a curated record
AGAAACAUUGUGAACAACUUCCUUUAAACCCAUGUGUACACACAUAUAAACACACUCACAGGCACAGCCUAAAGCCCGCCUACUCCCUCCACUCCCCCACGUUCUCAAACUCGUGUUCUUUCACUCGCAUCUGAUAUGCUUCUCCAUCUCAUGAAGAUCACGCUGGCUUUCUUCAAACUGAGACGAUCUUACCUGAAUCCCAUUUCAGACUGGGCGAUCUUACUUUAUCAAACUUGUACUUUUCUUUUUUUUUCUCCGUUUGGCAUUUUGUGUCACAGUGCAUCUGUAUGCAGUGGGUCCAGCAGUGCAGGAGCAAUGUCAUCUCUACUUUCUCAAAACAAAGAUGAGCCACUUAUCAGAAAAUCCCUCUCUGACUCUUUUCCGGCUUCGUCUGCUGCCAACACCAGGAGCCUGAGGCAUGAAAGGCUGUCUAGAUUGGAGUCCUCCAGCUCAUCCGACGUCUCCAACGACACGUCAACAAACCAUGCAGAGUCCUACUUUUUACGCAGGGAAAACAGGCUGUCGGCAAAGAAAAAGGCAGAAGAAGAGAAACUGAACAGUGACUAUAAAAAGAUGUACGAAAAGGCCCUGGCAACAAAUCAAAGGCUCAAGUCCCGACUGGAGACCAGUAAACAAGAUCUGGCUAUGGUUCAGGACCAGCUGCAGGGCACACAGGUAUACACAUUCAGUUUAUUUUGGGCAUAAUAAUAAUAAUAAUAAUAAUAAUAAUAAUAAUAAU